This is a messenger RNA of Helobdella robusta, 2146 nucleotides long. RefSeq lists its product as hypothetical. Gene Ontology annotation, molecular function: mRNA binding. The record is from RefSeq and is a predicted model, not a curated record. Gene Ontology annotation, biological process: regulation of translation. Lineage: Eukaryota; Metazoa; Annelida; Clitellata; Rhynchobdellida; Glossiphoniidae. The transcript has 19 exons. Gene Ontology annotation, cellular component: nucleolus. The coding region runs from base 14 to 2017 and encodes 667 amino acids.
UAUUGAAAUUUCAAUGAAAAUGAAGAAAAUUAAUAAAAAGAAGGUCACAGAAAUGAAAUCGAAAAAGCUUCCUGAAAAGAUGGAGGUGGAUCUCCAAGAUGAGGAUGAUGAGUCUGUUGGGGCGAAUGAUGGUCAUCGUGAUGAUGAAUACGAUAGCGAUGGGGUAGACGACGUAGAUAUGGAGAAUGAUAAUGAUGAUGGUGACGACAUUAAAAAAACAGAUCUUAAAAAGGUUAAAAAGUUGAAAAAAUUAGCAAACAAUGACAAAACUCAAAAAACAAAAACUGAGAAAAAUCUGAACCUGAAAAACUCUUCAAACAAACGAACUAAGUCCUCUACGGGAAAUGGUCCUAGACCCAGUAAAAUUGCCAAAACAGAAGAAGCAGAUGGAGGUAAACAUAAGGUGAAGUUAGACACAUCUGAUUUCGGCGAUAGAAAGAAGAUUAGGAAAAUGAGAGAAAAUGAAUUUUAUGACGUGGCCCACGAGUCAAAAGUUUUGUGGGAGCAGAUAAGACAAGCUGACUUAGACCCCAAAGAAAGAGCAAAAAUAUUUCUUAAACUGUUCAAAUUAGUAUCUGGCAAGUGUGACCAUCUUGUUUUAGCCCACGACACAUCUCGUGUUGUACAGACUCUCAUCAAAUAUGGCGAUGCAAAGCAACGAAACUCAGUGUUCCUCGAGAUUAAAGAUAAAAUUUUGUUGAUGAUCAAAUCUAAAUUCGCCAAAUUCAUUAUCAAGAAGUUUCUUAAAUAUGGAUCAAAAGAGCACCGAUUGGAUAUCCAUGCGGUAAUAAGGAAACACAUCUCCAAACUAAUCAAACACAGGGAGGCCAGUGAAGUGGUCGAAUGUGCAUAUAAUGACUAUUCAAACGCAGCUCAGCGAAGUCAGAUGGAGAUGGAGUUUUAUGGGCCUUCGUAUUUUUUAGAGAAAACAGCGAACAUGAGCAUGAGUGUGAUUGAUUUUGUAAGGGAGCAUCCCGAAAAGAAGGCGUCAGUCGUCGAAUUCCUCAAGAAAAUGUUGGAUUCCCUCAUUGAGAAGAACGUCCUCCAGAUGACAUUCGUCCACAAGUUGUUCCACGAUUUCUUUGAAAUAUGCGACCAGCCGCAGAGAUCCGAAAUGAUAGAAACAUUGAGAGAUCAUAUCAUCCACUUUGUUCACACAAAACUUGGCUCAAGAGUGGCUAUGAAGUGUUUCUGGUUUGGUAAUGCAAAGGACCGCAAAGUGAUGAUAAAGACUUUCAAGACGUUUGUGGUCAAAACAUGUAAGGAGGAGUUCGGCCAUUUUGUAAUGUUGGCCAUGUUCGACUCCGUUGAUGACACCAAGAUUGUUCAGAAGGCCAUUCUCGAUGAAAUGAUGAAAGGUCUGGAUGAAUUGGUACCCGACCAGUACGGCCGCAAAGUGCUCCUGCACCUGACCUGCCCCCGCAACCCCCUUUUCUUCCACCCCGACGUCAUUAAGAUACUCAGCUCUGGAGAUGGAAAUGAACACAGCAAGAAGGAUGGAAAGACGAGACAGAUGGAGUUGUGGUCGUACCUGUCACCGACCUUGAUGGACUGGAUGUCCAGUCACGUCAGGAGUAUGACAGCUGACAGCUCCAUGCUGCUGUUUGUGGCUGCUGUCGUCAUAAAUGCUGCUACUGAUCCCACGAAAGUUAUGAAGGCAGUUUGUGAGCUGGUUGCUGAACCAUUUACAAUGACGUCCUUCAACAAAGGAUUCCACUUCAUCGAUGAUUCAAGCGGUCACGUGACCUUGAAGAAGUUGAUUCAAAAUGAUAGGGAGAGAAUGAAGAGGGGGGAGGAGGUGUUAUUCUCGCUGGUCUUGUUGGAUUCAGUGACUGGAGAGCAUUUGAAGUCCUGGCUGCAGUCAAACCGCGGAUGUUUCGUAAUCAUCAAUAUGCUGGAUUUGGAGAAUGACAGAGUGACAGAAAGAAUAAAAGAGUACCUACUCAACUGCAAAUCCACGCUCAAGAAACUUGAGAGCAAGGGAGCAGAAAUAUUAUUGAAGAAAUUGAACGGCUGAGUGAGUGAGUGAGUGAGUGAGUGGCUUGUUAUUUAAAUAACUAUUCAAUGGACCGUACUUUUGAAUGCUUGGUUAUUCUGAUAGUUUUCGUUUUGAAUGUUGAUAUAUUUGAAAGAUAUUUUAAAAGCA